This is a messenger RNA of Drosophila melanogaster (fruit fly), 11349 nucleotides long. It is a transcript of the gene Cubn, whose product is annotated as cubilin. Gene Ontology annotation, biological process: system process. Gene Ontology annotation, molecular function: calcium ion binding. Lineage: Eukaryota; Metazoa; Arthropoda; Insecta; Diptera; Drosophilidae. The transcript is spliced from 15 exons. The record is from RefSeq and is marked reviewed. Gene Ontology annotation, cellular component: protein-containing complex; plasma membrane. The coding region runs from base 1 to 11253 and encodes 3750 amino acids.
AUGGAAGGAGCUGCGAGGAGCAGACUCCUAUUGUGUUGGACACUCCUUGCCAUCAUCACAGAUACUUGGCCCAUUGCCGAGGGUUUUGUCAACUCGCCAAAAAUUAUAAGCAAAGAUGGCAAUUUGAUUUUUGAAUCCGGUGCAAAUCGCAAUAUAAGCUUUCGAUUGAGCGGAAAUUCGCGGCUUACCAUCAACGAGGAAUUGGAUGUUAUGGAGCUCUUGCUGGCCACCAGUGGCUCCAAAAAGCGUUCCGGUGGCAAGGAUGAUGAUUUCGUAGAUGCGCGCGAGCUGGCGGAUCAGUUGGCUGAUUUCAAUAGGCGCGCCUUUGGAGCGAAUGGCUUGAGUGCAAUGCUGCGAGUGCAGCAAAAUAGGACCCGAGGAUCGAUGGCUCUGUUGCGGCGUUUUCAGACACGACUCAGAGCGCUGGAGAAUCGGGUGGAUCGAAUGAAGACCGAUUUGGAGGCAAACAGCUGUGCAAGUGGACCCUGCGAGAAUGGAGGCACCUGCUACAACACAUACACCGGAUUCCGUUGCCAAUGUCGAUCGGCAUUCGAGGGUACCAAGUGCGAGAUGGAUGUCAACGAGUGCGCACUGUACGAGGGCACCGAUCUGGGUUGCCAAAAUGGUGGACAAUGCCAGAAUCAUUUCGGCACAUACAGUUGCCUUUGCCAGCCGGGUUGGCAUGGGAUGCACUGCACCCAGCGCAAGGCGGAUUGCUCACAGUCCAGUGCAUGGGAGCUGUGUGGCCAUGGAUCUUGUGUGCCCAGUGCAGACGAUGCCGGCUAUCGAUGCAUCUGCGAACCGGGUUGGAAGACGAAUGGCUUGACACCCAUUUGUGGCGAGGAUGUGGACGAAUGCAGCGAUUCGGCCGCCCACAAGCCCUGCUCCACCAGCUGCAUUAAUCUGCCUGGCAGCUUCACCUGUGCUCCCUGUCCAGCCGGCUUGACCGGGAAUGGGGUCAGUUGCCGGGACUUGGACGAAUGCCAGACGAACAACGGUGGAUGCAGUCUUAGUCCCAAGGUAGAUUGCAUAAAUACCUAUGGUUCAUAUCAUUGCGGCGAGUGUCCCGUUGGCUGGACCGGCGAUGGGCGGAAGUGCGAGAGAAGCCCCCAGGACAUUGACAUCCCAGCUGGACAGACGCCAAGAACUUGUCCGGCGGGCAACAAUCCCUGCUAUCCGACGGCGAGCUGCUUUUUGAUCUCCGGCACCACAUCCUGCAGAUGUCCAAUGGGCAUGGUGGGAACAGGAUACGGUCCGAAUGGCUGUGUCAAUGGCACGACCACAAACUGCAAGGAAAAUCCCUGCCUGAAUGGUGGCAUUUGCCUGUUCGCCGGACCCUCGAAUUAUACCUGCCUGUGUCCAAUUGGCUUCCGUCCGCCCAUCUGUGAGCCACAGCCGAGUCCUUGCGAUCAGCAUCCAUGCAAGAAUGGAGGACGUUGCCGUCCCACCACCAGUGGGGAUCUAUUCGUCUGCCAGUGUUUACCUGGCUACCGGGGACGACUUUGCGAGACGCGCUUCAGCAGCUGCAAUGGAAUGCUGAGUGCCCAGAGUGGCAGGCUUAGGUAUCCGCCGGAGGGCACUGGAUACGAGCACAAUGCCCAGUGCGCUUGGGUUAUUCGCACCAACGAAUCGCUGGUGGUAAAUGUCACGUUCAAUAGCUUCGAUGUGGAGGAUUCCACGGAAUGCCGCUUCGAUUGGCUGCAGAUCAACGAUGGCCGUUCGGCGGCUGCCCAGAUAAUUGGACGCUAUUGUGGUAACCAUUUACCGCAUGGCGGGAAUAUCGUAUCAUCCGGCAAUCAACUCUAUCUAUGGUUCCGAUCCGAUAACUCGACGGCUAAAGAGGGAUUCGAUCUCACAUGGAACUCGAUGGAGCCGCAGUGUGGCGGUCGCUUGAAUUUCGAGACACAUGGCACACUUGCGUCGCCGGGAUCGCCCGGAAAUUAUCCGAAGAAUCGGGACUGCCGGUGGCAACUGGUGGCGCCCACCACCAAACGCAUCAAGCUGACCUUCUUCAGUUUGCAGCUGGAGCAGCACGCAAAUUGCAAUUUCGAUUAUGUCCUGAUCAAGGACAGCAUUUCCGGACGUGAGCUGGCCAAAUAUUGCACCACGGGAGCGCCAGCACCGCUGCUCUUGCCCACCCACCUGGCCGAGAUCCACUUCCAUUCGGAUGCCGAGGGCAGCGAUACUGGCUUCCAGCUGCACUAUUCCGUGGAGGAGCGUGUGCCCGGCUGCGGUGGUGUCUACACCGCCAAGGAGGGCACCAUUUCUGAAUCAUCCACAGCCAAUACCGAACCAGGUGGUGUCUCCUGCGAAUACGAAAUCCAUUUGGCCGUGGGCGAGCAGGUUGUCAUUCAGUUUGCGCGUCUGGAGCUGGAUCCACUUGACUGCCUGGAGGUGCUGGAUAUCACGGACGAGGGUGGUAGCAUUUUGCAGGAGAAGAUUUGCGGAUCGGAUGCGUCGCGUUUGAAUCCUCCUACCUUCACUUCGGAAUUCAAUCGGCUGAAGAUUAAGUUUUAUGCCCGUGCCGGCAGCUUCCAGUUGAACUACCGGAUGGCCUGCGAUUAUAAACUGAAUAAUGAGCAGGGCACCAUUACCUCACCCGGUUAUCCCAAUCUAACAAGAUCGGAUCGUAUCUGCACCUAUACGAUUAGUACGGCCACCAAUACGGUGAUUAGUCUGAAGAGGAUCGACUUUCAGUUGACCAAUGGCGAGAGCGACGAUGAUGAUAACGAUGAAUGUCUGACAACCAACUUGAGAAUCAACGAUGGAUUAAACCGAAAGAUCCUGGGCCCCUAUUGCGGCAAGAAUCAGCCGGAGGAGAACUUUGUCAGCGAAACCAACUACCUGCAGUUGCACCUGUCCACCGAUGUGGACAGCAUGGGGCGUGGCUUUAAGUUCGAGUAUCGAGCCCUGGCCACCGGCAACGAUAAGUGCGGUGGCGUUCAUACCCGUUCCGGCGAUCAUAUCCGCUUGCCGGUGCACGACGACUCAUAUGCCGGCGAAGCCACCUGUUACUGGGUGAUAAUGGCGCCGGCAAACAAGGCCAUCCGCCUCCACUGGAACAGCUUCAGUUUGGAAAAUGCGGUGGACUGCAUCUAUGACUAUUUGGAGAUCUAUGAUAGUCUGGGUGCCCAGGUAAAUGACGAGAGGAGCAAGCCGUUGGCCAAAUACUGUGGUAAUAGUGUGCCAGAGGAUCUGCUCAGCCAUUCGCGUCAGCUUGUCCUCAAGUUCGUGUCGGACUACAGCGAAUCGGAUGGAGGCUUUGAUUUAACCUACACCUUCGAGGAUCGAGCCAAGUGCGGCGGUCACAUUCAUGCGUCCAGCGGUGAGCUAACCUCACCGGAAUAUCCGGCCAACUAUUCGGCCGGCUUGGACUGCGAUUGGCAUCUGACCGGUACGAUUGAUCAUCUGCUGGAGAUUCAGGUGGAGAACUUUGAACUGGAGCAAUCGCCGAACUGUUCAGCCGAUUAUCUGGAAGUGAGAAAUGGAGGCGGCACUGAUUCCCCACUGAUUGGGCGCUUCUGCGGACGGGAUAUACCCGCUCGGAUACCAGGCUUUAGCCACGAGAUGAGGUUGAUCCUUCAUACGGAUUCGGCGAUCAAUGGUCGUGGAUUCCGGCUGCGCUGGCGAAUCUUUGCCUUCGGAUGCGGCGGAAGUUUGCGUUCGAAUAUGGGCGCCAUUUCGUCGCCCAGAUAUCCGAACUCGUAUCCCAACAUGGCGCACUGUGAGUGGCGAAUUAGCUUGCAUCCGGGAUCGGGUAUUUCGCUUCUCAUCGAGGACUUGGAACUGGAGGGUUUGAGCAAUUGUUACUACGACAGCGUGAAGAUCUACACGGGCAUUAAGCUGCCCAAUCAGAGCCCCUGCAAAGUACUCUGCAAGGACGAUGAUCUGCAUAAUCCGCUCAUUCAGCUGGAGAACAAUAAGGGCACCAUUGUCUUCGAUUCUGAUGCGUCCAACACAUUCCGUGGCUUUCGAAUAUCCUACAAGGCGAAUUGCAUUCGAAACCUUACGGCCACGACGGGAACCAUUGAGAGUCUGAACUACAUGGAACCAUUCUGGGAGACCAUACCCAUCAAUUGUAGUUGGACUAUUCGUGCGCCCAAGGGCAAUCGCGUUCUAGUGGAAGUCUCACAUUUGGCACGGCACGAACAGCACGUCCCGACUGCCACCAUGCCCGGCGGAUUGUACAUUGUGGACGGCAGGAAUGUCCAGGAAAUAGUCACACCACAAGCGAUGAACAUCAGCGGCGAAGUGCUGACCGUCGUCCACAAUGCCAGCAAUGUGAACUUUCAGCUGGACUAUCGCAUCGAUGGCUGCAUGGAGGAGCUGCGCGGCACGUUCGGAUUCUUUCAAUCGCCCAAUUAUCCAAAAAUGUAUCCGAACAACCUGGAGUGCUAUUGGCUGAUCACCGUCGAGCAGGAUAGCGCCAUCGAGCUUACGAUCAACAACAUAGAUCUCGAGGACAGUCCCAAUUGUACCAAGGAUGCGCUGACGGUUUCCAAUCAUAAGAAUUCGGUGGAAGUCCACGAACGACAUUGCGGUUCCACGACCAAAUUGGUGAUCACCAGUUCGGGUCACAGGCUGCACGUGCGUUUCAUCUCGGACAAUUCGCACAAUGGACUCGGUUUUGAAGCCACCUAUAGAACUGUGAAAGCAACUUGUGGUGGCAAAUUGACGGCGCGAAACGGAGUGAUCGAAUCGCCAAAUUAUCCGCUCAAUUAUCCAGCUCACAGUCGAUGCGAGUGGCAGGUGGAGGUCUCCCAGCACCACCAGAUCGUUUUCGAGAUGGCGGAUCUUAAUCUUGAGUCGGGCUACGACUGCAACUGGGAUUAUCUGGAGGCCUACGAUCUGACGGAGGACGACACGGAGGGUGAAAGAUUGUUCAAGGUCUGCGGCGACGAGACGGAAGAUGACAAGCUGCUUUCUUCCUCAUCCAAUAUGGCUGUGGUGCGAUUUAUCAGCGAUGAUUCCGUUUCGAAAAAGGGCUUCCGGCUGCACUUCCACGAGUCCUGUGGCCAAACGAUAAUCGUUGAUGAAACAAUGUUUGAUUACAUCCAAAUGUCCAGGCAGGCGGCCCGAAACGAGAGCUGCUUAUGGGUAUUCCAAGCCGUGGAGCCCAACAAACGCAUCAUCUUUACGCCCACCCAUGUGAAGCUGCGCGAGGAUGCCAACCAGCAAUAUCCCACGGAGGGUGAUUGCCUCAAUGUGGGAGUUAAGAUCUACGAGGGUACAGAGCCGCAGGGAACACCGCGUCUCAAGUUCUGUCGCUCGCAUCCGCCGGCCUUGAUUUCCAAUGGCCAGGCUCUGACCGUCAGUGUGCCGCUCCAGCUGGUGGAGGAGUUCCAAGGACACUACAUGACCAUGGACACGUCCUGCGGCAGUAUUUACAAUGCUCUGUCCGGAAAGUUCACUUCACCCUAUUACCCCGCCUCGUAUCCGCCAAACAUUGAAUGCCUGUGGCUGCUGGAAGCCAGCAUGGGUAACUCCCUCAGUCUCACGCUGGAGUCGAUGGACUUGGAGAAGUCAGAGAGUUGCAAUCGGGAUUAUCUGGAAGUGCGCGAGGAAUCGGAGAGCGGCCAACUGAUCGGCGUUUACUGUGGCAACGAAGUGCCCGGCGUGAUUCACUCGCGCGGUGCCAUCUGGAUGAAGUUCAAGAGUGACGACGACAAUGUGGGCGAGGGAUUCAUGGCCUCCUAUAACUACGAGCACCACAACGAGCUGAAUGGCACUGAAGGCACCAUUGAAUCGCCGCACUUUCCAAGCAAAUUCCAGGAUCCGGUGCCGUACAGCUGGCGCAUUACGGUGGACAAGGAGUACGUGGUGGCGAUAUCCCUGCUCUAUCUGAGGGAUCUGGACCAACCGCAUUUAAAUUUCUACGACGGCUAUUCGGACAUUGGAGCUCGUAUCGAGGUGACUGAUCCCGACGAAACCAUCAUCUCCAGCACGAAUGUGGUUUACUUCACGAGCAAUCGAGGUCCUUUCAAGUUAAAUUGGAAUCGAUUAUCCAAGGAGGCGCUACGUUCGAAUCGUACGGCAGAGGAGCGGACACGCCAGUGUGGCAAUCAGUUGAUUACAAUCGAUCGAUCGGUGAUCGGAUUUCAUUCGCCUGGCUAUCCCAAUGGCUACGAGCAGGAUCUCAAUUGCUUCUGGACUUUGGUGCCCUCGAAUCCGGCUAUGCAUGCCGUACUCACACUGUCCCAAAUCGAUCUGGAGAUAUUUAGCGAAGAUUGCAUUGCUGACUAUGUUAAGAUUUUUAGUGGGAGCGAUCUGCAGAACUGGUCGGAGCUAAGAACGUUGUGCUCCCUGCCCACGGAGUCGAGUGACCGAGUCUUUCAUGGAAGGCCCUAUCUCAGGGUGGAAUUCGUGACGGAUCCAAGUGUGAAUAAGACGGGAUUCAAUGGCAUUGUGCGCACGGCCUGCGGUUCGGAAAUCACUGCCUCCAAGGGACUGGUUAACAUUACGGAGAUCCUGAAGGUCCUUCCGCGGCCAAACCACGAUUGUGUGUGGACCAUAAAAGUGCGCCAGGGCCGUAGAAUCAAGAUCGACUUCCCCGACUUCCAGUUGCAGAACAACAUGGCCUCCGGAUCGAGUGAUUGCCGAAAUUAUCUUCUACUCCGCAAUGGAAACGAUGAAGAUUCGCCCUUCUUGGGACGUGGCAAGUACUGUGAGGAUGUCGUGCACGAGGUCCUGAACACCUCCUCGAAUAAGGCCUAUAUAAAGUUCCACUUUGCGAGUCCACCCCGCUUCCUGGUGUCCUUCCGCUUCGAGGAACUGCGUUACACCGACUCUGGCCGUAUCCGAUUGUCCGCCUCCGGAGAUGAGCAGUUCAUUAGCUCACCGUAUUACCCACAUCUUCCGCAUCCCCAUUCCGAGUGCAUUUGGAUCGUUGAAGCACCACCAGAACACCGCAUAAUGCUGCACUUUCAAGGCGCAUUCGAUAUGUUGGACGCCACCGGGGAACCGGAGGAGUGCCAACGGGAAUUUGUUUUGAUCAACGAUGGCAGUACGGAGCUAAGACCGGAGAUCGGUCGCUAUUGUGGCAAUCGUAAGCCGGAUACGAUCUACUCCACCGGUAACCAGAUGAGGAUUCGCUACUUCACCGAUGUCUCGGAGCCACAUAUGGGCUUCAAUGCCAGUUUGAGUGUGGCCCGAUGCGGAGGCUCCUUCCAUAGUCCCGAGGGCGUGAUAGCCUCGCCGUCGAGGGACCUCCUGUUGAUUCACGAGGAAGGCAAGCAGCUGCAGGAAUGCGUUUACACCAUCGAACUGGAGAAGGGCAGCACCAUCGAUCUGACUAGCGAAUAUCUGCAGAUACCCACGUUGCGGAAUGGUAGCUGCUCGCAGCGAAAUCACUUGAUGCUCGAAGAGAUGGAUGCCUUUGGAUUGGACGGUGAGGAGAAGAUCGUGGACACCCUAAUGCUCUGCGGUAUGGAAGCCAAGCACCUGAUAAGUGAGACGAACAAGAUCGUGUUCCGAUAUCGCUUCCUGGAUGGCAUUCCGGCGGAGAAUCAGGGCUUCCGUUUAAAGUACACCUCGCUGGGCUCACGAUGCGGCGAGACCAUCUACGCAUCCGUGGGAGUUCUCCAAACACCCGGUUAUCCCUUAGGCGUACCCCAUCCCAUGCACUGCAAGUGGCAGGUGCAAGUGCCCAAGGGCAGAAGGGUGCGUCUGGAGAUUCUCGACUUUAACACCGGCACGAAUAUGGAUCUCAGAGGAAGGCUUGGAUUCCGUGGCCGCCUUACCGUGGCCAACGAUUUCAAAAUGCAAUCCAUCCUGGGUCGCUACAACGUCGAUCCUCCUGCGGAGGUGCUUUCCUCGGACAAUACAAUGGGCAUCGAUGCCUUCCUACUGCCCAUUGUUCAGAAUCAUGGAAUCAAGCUGCGGUUCAGUGCCUAUGGCUCCAGUAGCUGUCCGGGAUUCACGGUAAUGAUGAAUGAGGUCGCAGAUAUUCAGUUCCAGCGGUUCAAUAUCAGCCGUCCGCUUCACUGCAGCUAUAAAGUCGUUCCACCGUCCAAUAGUACCCUCCUGAUUCGGGUGAAAGAGUACAACACCACGUCCGUAAUGAUGUGGAAUACACAUAUGUGCGCAUUGCUCUCGCCGCUUAAGUUUAACCGCUUGGAGCAGGAGGAGGAGCUCAUGGAGCGCAUUCUCUGCGAUUACCAGUCACCCGCUCCUGGCAAGCCCCUGCCCUCCAUCCGGUUGCCUUUCCCCAUUCAACUGGUCGUCUCGGCAUCCGCCCGCAACGCAAUGACCAAUCUCGUCCUGAGCUAUAGCACACAGUCGUGCGGCGGAGUCAUUAUCCUGGAACCGGGUGAUAAUAUGACGGUGCACCAGCCAUCGGGAAUGGUGUCGGCGGCGGGCGCCAUUGACUGUGCCUGGGCCAUUGGACCCUAUACGGAUGCCAGUGGCGAGGACGAGGUCCUGGUGCCGCAGGACAUUCAGCUGGAGGUGUCGGUAUAUAACGUCAACCUGCCAGCACCGAGCCCGUCCGCACAAUCUCCGGAAGCCCCAUGCCUGCAUCACUAUCUUAAGGUAUACAAUGGACCCGAUCAGAACUCACCAUCGUUGGGACUGUUUUGCAAUCAGGCCACAGCUGUGAACAUGGUGGUGGAGCGAGGUCUCUUCCUGGAAUAUCACUCCGAUAGUUUCUCAGCCAAUGCCACCUUCAAUGUGUCCAUCAAGUAUGGAUCUGGAUGCGGUGGCAAGUUGGUAUAUCCCUAUAGAGCCAUCGACUUUGCCGAGCAAUACAAGAACAAUGUGGAGUGCAUCUGGGAGGUCGAGGCGACAAUGGGCUACCACAUCGGUCUAACAUUCCAAGGACGCUUUUAUAUCGAGGAUAGCCCCGGUUGCACAAAGGAUUACCUGCUCGUCCAGCAGCGCAACGAGACCACUGGCAAUUGGACCGACCUGCAGAGGAUUUGCGGUCGUGUUGCGCCGGAGAUGAUAAACACAACUUCACCGUAUCUCCGGCUAAUCUUCCGAUCCGAUGGCGAUGUGGUGGCCGAUGGUUUUUUGGCCAAAUUCGAAAGGAAUUGCGGUGGCCUGCUGUACGCCGACAGCACGGAACAGGAGCUGGCCAGUCCGGGCUUUCCGAAUGGCUAUGAAAAGUACUUGCAAUGUAAUUGGACGAUAGUGCCCAGGAGUCCAUCGAUGGGCGGUGUCCUGGUCAGCUUUGUCAAUUUCGAUCUGGAACAGGGACCCAUAUCCGUUUGCCUCUACGACAAUCUCACGGUGACCACAAAGGACAAGGGCAAGGAUCCGCAACAGACCACUCUCUGCGGCGUAAAGCAUAACCACGAGUAUCGGGGCAAGGAAUAUGUUAAUCUACUGCUCCGAACGGAUGGCAGUUAUUCCGGUCGCGGAUUCACAUUACUCUAUACCAGCCGCCUUUGCGGUGGAAUUAUCUCGCGAACAUCAAUGGUGGAAUCACCCGUACAGCAUACGGAUAACACCCUGCCACCUGGCAGUGAUUGCUAUUGGAAUCUAACCGCCCCGGCUGGUUACAAGUUCAACAUUAAGUUCCUAUUCAUUGACUUUGAGGCGAAUAGCAAUUGUGCCUACGAUGGCGUCGAGGUAUUCUCCGGACCCAUCCCGGACGAGCGAUACCGAUGGGGACGCUUCUGCGGUCGCAUUAACGAGGAUCUGCCACUGAUCAGUAUUCCCCAAGAGCGGGGCAUCAUACACAGCUUCUCGGAUGAUCGGGAUCCAUCGAGGGGAUUCCGUGCCUUGGUGCGCGUAAUGCCAAAUUGCGAUGAGAAGAUCUCGCUGAACGGAUCGUCGCGUUAUGUCUAUAGCAAAUUUAACAACGCUGGCGGUUAUCAAAACGAUUUGGACUGUCAAAUAGUAUUCCGGGUGAAUCCUGAUCAGCAGAUAAGCGUGGAGUUCAGUAAUUUCCAUGUCCAAGACACGGACGGAUGCCGCAGUGAUUAUGUGGAGUUGCGCGAUGGUGGCGGAACCUUUGCCGACAUUAUCGGACGUUUUUGUGGCCAGAAUCAACCGCCCACCUUGAGAACAACCAGGCAUACGCUCUAUAUGCGCUUUGUCACCGAUAAUAAGGUGACGGAUACGGGUUUCCAGGUGACCAUCAAUGCUAUUCCCCGACUAUGCGGCAGUUCAGAGAUUACGUUGAGUGCGGAUGGCACCAAGGAGGUCACCAUUAAUUCUCCGGCAAGGACGCCAGGUGGCAAUUAUCCCAAUGGAGUGUCGUGCUUCUGGAAAAUUAAGGGCGAUUCCCUGCUGAGGGUGCAGUUCGUCAACUUUGAUCUCCACGGACCGAAUCAAAAUGGUAGCUGCGUGGAUGACUAUUUGAAAAUCUACAAUAGUGAGGAUGCACCGCUGUUGGAGCAGGGAUUGGGCACCGACCUGGUAUUCAAUGGCCAGACCUCCAGUAAGAACGGUUUCGGCUUUGCCACGGAGCAUGUGUACUGCGGCAAUGUGAAGCCGGACAUCUAUUAUGGCCGGUCCAGCGAGGUGUAUCUGAAGUUCCGGUCAAAGGGAUUGGAGCAGCAUGGUGGAUUUCAGUUACAGGUCGCUCUGAACUCCAACCGAGAGCGCCACUACGAUGGACUGCAGGGCAGAGUGCAUUUAUCACAGUCGGCCGAUUGUAACAUCAUUAUUCGGGCGCCACCAAAUUACACCUUAAGUUUGUACUACACCGAAUUGAUAUUCGGCACCUACGACUGCGAAAUGGAGAAUUUGGAGGUGUUCGACAGGACGAAUCGAUCGCUGCAGCGCGUCUGCUCCUUUGUGGACAUGGGCAAGAGCCUGUUCAGCAAUGCGAAUGAACUGCGGCUACAGAUGAAGACUGGCUCGUACUUGACCUCGCUGGAUCUCACCUAUUUGGCCAGUCCGGUGGAGAAGGGUCCUGGUUGCGGUGGUCAAUUCUACAAUACCGAGGGCAUAUUCUCAAAUCCCUUCUAUCCGAACAAUGUGCGCAAUAACUCAGAGUGUCAGUGGAUUGUCCGCGUGCCGAGCAACAAUGUUGUGUUCCUUACAUUUGAAGUCUUCAAUCUGGGCUCGAAGACCACCUGUCACACGGACUACCUGCAAAUCCUGGAACAGGACGCAACCGGUGAGGAGCGCGAAAUGAGACGCUUCUGUGGCGAGGAUAACCCAAAGUACUACAAGAGCCGGCGCAGCCAGGUGCUCGUCCGCUUUCACAAGACCGUCAACUACGAUGGUAUCGGUUGGGUGAUCCGCUUUGCCGGUGUCUACUCCGACCAUCAGAUACCCAGACACCUGUUGGGCGGUUCUUAACCGCUUGAUUUCUUCUUCAGCCGCAAUCUGUAUUAAGAAGCUUAAAAUUCCUACAAUUAAAUCAUUUCUAUUGCAAUAAAUACAUCUAAAUAAAGG